Messenger RNA from Nezara viridula (southern green stink bug), 1284 nucleotides. Lineage: Eukaryota; Metazoa; Arthropoda; Insecta; Hemiptera; Pentatomidae. The record is from the annotation of a GenBank genome assembly.
AUGUCGGAGAGAAGAGGUUCAGUAUGUGAAGUAACAUCACCAGAAGGCCACACUACCCUUAUCGAGGAAGGAGAACCAGUGCAACCACCGAGGAGAAGGCCACGUGACCUCACUCAUCUCGCUCACUCCAAACCAGGAGCGUCCCCUACUGACAUCGGUGCUCCCCCCGCAUCUCCAGUGUUCAAGUUUCCCCCUCUUUGUAGGCGAUCCACUUCAGACCUCACUACUGCAUCCGGGCUUACAGAAGAGACCUUACUUUCUCGACGUCCAAGCAGCCCUAGGGGACUUGGCUACCUUGCUUCACGAAGGGCGUCCAGAGAAUCUGUAAUAGCACCACUUAGAUCUAAUUAUCUCCAACCACCAGUUGCUGAUCAUCAGAGACCUAGAGUUUGCUCAUUACCAGAGAAAGGAUAUAAUCCAAGGUACUCGGAUGAUCUGUAUAGAUUACGAAAUUUCUCUAUAACCGCUAAAGGUGUCGUCAAUUAUGGAGAUUCUAUCAUUGACAGGAGGAGUCGUUCCAACACAAGCAUCAACUCCACAGCAAGCAGCCUUUGUUGUUCCAGAGUCAGUCCUCUUUCGCCUUGGCAGGGAAGCUGCUGCUCGCAGACAACUAACAUCAGUACUGAAACUAUGGACAUCGCCAAGUACAGGAUAGUUCUUUUGGGUGAGUCUGGGGUUGGAAAAACUGCGCUUGUAUCUCAGUUCAUGACUUCAGAGUACAUGAAUACCUAUGAUGCUUCAUUAGACGACGAAUUUGGUGAAAAAACUGUCUCCAUCUUAUUAGACGGCGAGGAAUCCGAAAUGGUCUUCAUCGACCAUCCCAGCUCAGAAAUGUCGGUGGAAAACUCGUUGUCAACAUACGAACCGCACGCUGCAGUGGUUGUCUACUCAGUCGUUGACCGAGCUACCUUUAAGGCUGCUGAGGAAAUACUCAACUACUUGUGGAGGGAGAGCUACACCCAAGAGAAGACAGUUAUCCUCGUUGGGAAUAAAGUAGAUUUAGCCAGAGCAAGAGUUAUCACCAAUACUGAGGGGAAAUCAUUAGCAGCGAGUCGGGAUUGUAAAUACAUUGAGACCUCCAGUGGAAUACAGCAUAACGUUGACGAGUUACUCGUUGGUAUUCUGAAGCAGAUAAGGUUGAGGGAAACACGAGAAAAGAAGAAGAGCCGAAGACUUCAUUCUUCAAGGACAAGUCUGUCACUGAACAUGGCUAAGGAACUCCUCCAGAGGAUAUGCUUAUCAGACAGCAAGUCCAAAUCUUGCGAGAAUCUUCAUGUCCUUUGA